AGUUCCCACGGUCCCACCCGCGCCCACGACAUCACCUGCGGUUCCAACUGUGCAAGACAUACGCCGGGGAGGGAGAGCAAUCCAACUGCGGGGGUUGCUGACGUCGCCGGUGAAGGAAUCUGUCCACUUGACGAGUCACCACCUCGGCACCAAAGCUCCUACAUUCCGGCGAUGCUCGAUUUGUGAUGAGAUGAGUCUUGUGACUGAUUCUCCUGUACACUCAUCAAGCAGCGAUGGAUUUGCUGCAUAUCUUGAUGCAGAACUAGAUUCUGAUUCUUCUGACGUUUCACCGGAGCAGGAAGCUGAGGAUGACGAGCAGGAAGCUGAGGAUGAAUCUGAUUCUGAGUACAAGAGGGUUAAAAGGCAGAAGGUAGAGGAGUUUGAAAGCAUAGAGGAGCAUCCAGGGUCAACUUCAGAUGGAUCCCUAGAGCAAAAUCUAGAAGUAACCAUCACAAAGGAUACAUGCACACAUCCUGGCGUUUUUAGAGAAUUGUGUAUACGUUGUGGGCAGAAGAUGGAAGGUGGUUCUGGUGUAGCAUUUGGGUACAUACAUAAGGAUUUGAGGCUUGGAAGUGAUGAAAUUGCUCGAUUACGUGACACAGACUUGAAGAAUUUGUUACGCCAUAAAAAGCUUUACUUGGUUCUUGAUUUAGAUCACACACUUCUUAACUCAACUCGGCUUUUAGAUAUAACACCAGAGGAGCUGUAUUUAAAGAACCAAACGGAUCCUUUGCAAGGUGGUUUGAAAGGCAACCUAUUCAUGUUGAAUACCAUGCACAUGCUGACAAAGUUGAGGCCCUAUGUACACACUUUUCUGAAAGAGGCAAGUAAAAUGUUUGAGAUGUACAUUUAUACGAUGGGUGAACGCUCCUAUGCUUUGGAAAUGGCAAAGCUGCUCGACCCUGAGAGAGUGUACUUCAGUUCUAGAGUGAUUUCACAAGCUGAUUGUACCCAAAGACAUCAAAAGGGUCUUGAUGUGGUGUUGGGGCAAGAAAGUGCUGUUUUGAUCCUUGAUGAUACAGAAUCGGUAUGGCAGAAGCACAAAGACAACUUGAUACUGAUGGAAAGAUACCAUUUCUUUGCUUCAAGUUGUCGUCAAUUUGGCUUCAAUUGUAAAUCUCUUUCUGAGUUGAAGAGUGACGAAAGUGAGCCUGAUGGGGCGCUUGCAACCGUUCUUAAAGUUCUCCAGCGGAUACACAGUAUGUUCUUUGAUCCGGAACUUGGGGAUGACUUUUCUGGCAGAGAUGUGAGACAGGAGGUGAAAAGAGUUCGGAAGGAAGUUUUGAAGGGGUGUAAAAUAGUAUUCAGUCGGGUUUUUCCCACCAGAUUCCAGGCUGAGAAUCACCAUCUCUGGAGGAUGGCAGAGCAGUUGGGAGCCACAUGUGCAACAGAACUUGAUCCAUCAGUCACACACGUGGUCUCAACAGAUGCGGGAACGGAGAAGUCACGUUGGGCACUGCAGGAGAAGAAGUUUCUGGUCCAUCCUGGCUGGAUUGAAGCUUCAAACUAUUUUUGGCAAAAGCAACCUGAAGAGAACUUUCCCAUCAACCAAAAGAAGAACCAAUAAUCUUUGCCUUCCUCUUUUGGAGUUAACCCUUUCUCGUAACUAACAAUCUGGAGGGCUUUGAGUCUUUCCAACAAAGUUAAUUCUAGUAAAUUCCAGUACUUACAUUGACACUAAAUAUAUCAAAGUUAAUGCCAGAAAUUAUCCAGAUUGGAUGCUAGUCAGCAUUUUAGUUUCAGCUCAAUCUUUGGUAAAGAAUGUUUUAUGAUUAGUGUUAGCUUUUUUCUCCAA
Vitis riparia (riverbank grape) is the source of this 1795-nucleotide messenger RNA. Its product is annotated as RNA polymerase II C-terminal domain phosphatase-like 4. Lineage: Eukaryota; Viridiplantae; Streptophyta; Magnoliopsida; Vitales; Vitaceae. The transcript has 9 exons. Gene Ontology annotation, molecular function: RNA polymerase II CTD heptapeptide repeat phosphatase activity. The coding region runs from base 191 to 1567 and encodes 458 amino acids. Gene Ontology annotation, cellular component: nucleus. The record is from RefSeq and is a predicted model, not a curated record.